This is a messenger RNA of Globicephala melas (long-finned pilot whale), 713 nucleotides long. It is a transcript of the gene SF3B6, whose product is annotated as splicing factor 3b subunit 6. Gene Ontology annotation, molecular function: mRNA binding. NCBI's taxonomy places the organism in Eukaryota, Metazoa, Chordata, Mammalia, Artiodactyla, Delphinidae. The record is from RefSeq and is a predicted model, not a curated record. Gene Ontology annotation, cellular component: nucleus; cytoplasm.
CGGUGGUAUUCCGGUGUGUUAGAACAGCUUCCGGCGGGGUCUGGACGUUGAUGUCUUGCGUCUGACGCCUUGUUGCACUCGAAGCUGAGCGAGCUUCGGAGGAGUGUGGAGGAAUUCACGUAUUUGCUGCGGUAACCUCAUCAGUCUGCCAAGAUGGCGAUGCAAGCGGCCAAGAGAGCGAACAUUCGACUUCCACCUGAAGUAAAUCGAAUUUUGUAUAUAAGAAAUUUGCCCUACAAAAUCACGGCUGAAGAAAUGUAUGAUAUAUUUGGGAAAUAUGGACCUAUUCGUCAAAUCAGAGUGGGGAACACACCUGAAACUAGAGGAACAGCUUAUGUGGUCUAUGAAGACAUCUUUGAUGCCAAGAAUGCGUGUGAUCACCUGUCAGGAUUCAAUGUUUGCAACAGAUACCUCGUGGUUUUGUACUAUAAUGCCAACAGGGCAUUUCAGAAGAUGGACACAAAGAAGAAGGAAGAACAGUUGAAGCUUCUCAAGGAGAAAUACGGCAUCAACACAGAUCCACCAAAGUAAACGUUUUCUGCAUUUUCAUUUUGGACUGUUUAAAACCCAUGAAUGACCACCACUACCCUUUUUUUUUUUUAACUAAUAGUGAAUGUUGUGAUUUCUUAUUUGAGAUUCAAAAAGACCUCCUUGAAACUUUGAUAUAUUUUAGAAUAUAUUAUGUUAAUAAACUUGUAGCUUUUUGUAAAACA